AUGUUAGUCGAUCCAAAGAAAGGCUAUAUUUUCUAUGGAACAGGAAUAUUGUUGCUCUUGCUGGCAGGAAUCAUUUUCUAUGCAGUUAAUUUAAGCGGAUCACUAGCCAUUUCGAAACAUUCAUCUCCUACCACCGAUAUUAGCCAAGUUGCAGAGCUUAUUCCCAUUCCAGAGCAAAAAAAGCAUGGUAUAAAAAUAGCAAAUAUGGUGAACCCCAUGCUGAAAACCUUGGGUAAAAGGAGAGAAGAACCUUUCUUUGAUAAUGGCAUUAACAUUUUGGGCAAGAUUUUUGUUGCCUUUAGUCUUAUAUUAAGCAUUGUGGCUGGUUUUGGUAUUCUUGCGAUUUCCCUUGUUUACAUUUGUGGACUAACAAUUUUUCCAUUCAUUUUGCACCUAUGGACUGAGUUCUUAAAUAUUUGUCAAGCUAUUGAGGUACCCGAACUCCCAGGAAAAAGCAAAAUUGCUUAUUUCUUUUCAAGGAUAAAGUCAAGAUUUUCCCGGCGUAAUUUAGAUGAUACAUAUCCACAUCCAAGUGCUCCAUCAUAUUAUACCGAGCAACAACCAGCAUUUAACCCUUAUUUUAAAGAAGAAGAAGAACCAAAGUGA
Mitosporidium daphniae is the source of this 606-nucleotide messenger RNA. RefSeq lists its product as uncharacterized. The coding region runs from base 1 to 606 and encodes 201 amino acids. The record is from RefSeq and is a predicted model, not a curated record. The transcript has 2 exons. Lineage: Eukaryota; Fungi; Microsporidia.